UUAAGUAUCCCUACUAACAGACAAAUAUACACAGAAAGACGGAAAAUAGCUUGAAGCACUGUAAUGAAACAUUUAAACAUUUAAUUAAUUGUUAAUUGUGAUAAAUAAUUAUUUUCGCAAUAAAAGUCUUAAAGAAAUUAACUGUGGAAUUUGAAACUCAUUAGCUGGCCAGUGCGGCCUGAGACUCUGGUUUUUCAAGGUGCAUAAAAUUAUAGUUGUAUGUAUUGUUGGUGCCUGGCAACAUAUACGGAGACAGCAGCGUGAAUAGUGUUGUUGUGUUGUUGUCACAACAUUCUGGUUCUCUCCCCAUUUCCUCCGCAAAUAAUUACCAACUUGCAGAUACAACAAGAAAAUAAAGAAAGCAAUGGGUUAUGACCUACAUCGUUUCCAGGGCGAGGUCGAUGAAGAAUUAACAUGUCCAAUAUGUUCCGGCGUAUUGGAGGAACCUUUACAGGCGGCGAUGUGUGAGCAUGCAUUUUGUCGUGCAUGUAUAAAUGAAUGGCUCUCCCGGCAGCCAACCUGUCCUGUUGAUCGUAAUUCACUGACCACUGCAAAUUUAAGAGCUGUUCCCAGGAUUUUGAGAAAUCUUUUAGCAAGACUCUCUAUAACUUGUGAUAACGCAGCCCAUGGAUGUACGUUGGUAUUGAAACUUGAUGCCCUAAAUGCUCAUUUAGAUGAAUGUGAACAUAAUCCAAAAAAACCAUUACCAUGUGAAAAGGGAUGUGGCAUUGUUAUACCAAAAGACGAGCUCAAGGAUCACAACUGUGUACGAGAACUGCGUGCCAUGAUAUUAACACAGCAACAGAAAAUGGUCGAGUUCAAAACAGAAAUAGCAGAUCAAAAUUUAACUAUAAAUGAAUUGAAGCGUGAAGUGCAACUAUUUAAGGAUUUUAUGCGUGCUAUGCGUGUGUCCAACCCAGCGGUACGAGCUAUAGCCGACCAGAUGGAACGUGACGAAGUAAUACGUUGGAGUAGUACUUUGGCUAGAGCACGAGUUACACGUUGGGGUGGUAUGAUUUCAACACCAGAUGAUGCUCUACAAAUGAUGAUUAAACGAGCGUUGUCAGAGUCUGGCUGCCCUCCCCAUAUCUUAGACAAUCUAAUGGAAAAUUGCCAUGAGCGUCGUUGGCCUCGUGGCUUGAGUUCACUGGAGACUAGACAGAAUAACCGCCGUAUAUAUGACAACUACAUUUGUCGGCGGGUACCAGGCAAACAAGCUGUUCUAGUUCUGAGUUGUGAUAAUGCACACAUGGCCGAAGAUGUUAUGGUUGAACCUGGUCUUGUUAUGAUAUUUGCUCAUGGUGUGGAGUAAACCGAAAGUAAUUUGAAACAUUAUUUUAUGAAUUUAUCAAUUGAAAUGUUAUACAUCGUCUUUGAUGCGCCAGAUUUACUAUCUUACUACUAUGUAUUUUCCACUACUAGGUACGAUCAUCAAUAUUUUGUCAUUGUGUAAAAGACAAUGAAAUGUAAGCAGAUAUAUUACCAUAACUAAUGUUAAAUGAUAAUUCUUCGAAAUAUAGAAUCGUUUAAUGUCAUGAACUUCUUCAGUAGUCCAUGAUUAACGUAUCCAUGACUUGCUUUCAUUACUUAGUAUAUAUUUUAUUUGUAAUUUGGCCUUAAUAAAAUUAAAUGUGUGAUUAUGCUUGUUUAGUAGUUUAUAUUGUUAUUGUCUCUUAAUUUUCUCAUUAGUAUUACCUCUCGCGUAUGUCAAAAUUAGAUCCGAUAUAUUUUUAAGAUUUUUUUUUUAAAUUUUAUAUGAUUCCAACACCUCAAUUGUAAUCAGUUUUGUGCGAAUUUUAUUGCAUUAGAUUACAAAGAAUUGUUAUAUACGUUAAGGUCCACAAUGAUCACUGCUUUGUUUUUGUUUUUUAUGUAACUAUUCAAUUAGUUAUUUUCAUCGCACUUUUCAUUUUUUUCGUUCAUCAACAUCAUGUGCAUACUUACUUUACUUGAGAUUUUCCUAUUAGUAUUAGUAUGCUAUUCGCCAUUUAAUAUGUGACUUGUGUAAAAUAAAACAAAAUGUAUCAUUUAAUUUUAAAAUAUGUGUAUUCAAGUUUGUGGAAAUUAUGAUUAUUUUCCUUGAUGAAUAGUAAAUAUAUAAGAGAAUAAAUGCUAAAAUGUAUAAAA
Musca domestica (house fly) is the source of this 2127-nucleotide messenger RNA. RefSeq names its product E3 ubiquitin-protein ligase NRDP1 (gene elgi). Gene Ontology annotation, molecular function: ubiquitin protein ligase activity. The record is from RefSeq and is a predicted model, not a curated record. Gene Ontology annotation, biological process: regulation of canonical NF-kappaB signal transduction; positive regulation of JNK cascade; tumor necrosis factor-mediated signaling pathway. The transcript is spliced from 5 exons. The coding region runs from base 365 to 1312 and encodes 315 amino acids. Gene Ontology annotation, cellular component: plasma membrane signaling receptor complex. NCBI's taxonomy places the organism in Eukaryota, Metazoa, Arthropoda, Insecta, Diptera, Muscidae.